This is a messenger RNA of Solea solea (common sole), 2231 nucleotides long. RefSeq names its product complexin 2a (gene cplx2a). The coding region runs from base 296 to 694 and encodes 132 amino acids. Gene Ontology annotation, biological process: regulation of neurotransmitter secretion; synaptic vesicle exocytosis; neurotransmitter transport. The transcript has 4 exons. Gene Ontology annotation, molecular function: syntaxin binding. Gene Ontology annotation, cellular component: SNARE complex; terminal bouton. The record is from RefSeq and is a predicted model, not a curated record. NCBI's taxonomy places the organism in Eukaryota, Metazoa, Chordata, Actinopteri, Pleuronectiformes, Soleidae.
CUCCUCCUGCAGAAAUACAGUCUCUUCCUCCGCCGCUGCAGCCCGGAAUGUCUGCAAACUGAGAGCCAGAGAAACACAGAGAGAGAGAGAGACAGAGUGUUCCCCCACCUUUUUUUUACACACGCACAACUUGUGUUUCCUUUCUGCCCGACGAGGCGGAGAAAUAAAGGUGGUUGUUACACUGCUGCUGCAACGAGGCUUGGAUAAAAAAGACUUGGAGGAGGAGGAGGAUCCGAACAAGCUCUGUCCUUGACAACGUGACCACCGGAGGAAGAGAACACAGAACUGCUUCAUCAUGAAUUUUGUAAUGAAAGCUGCGAUGGGAGGUGGACCCCCUGAUGUGGGCAAAAUGCUGGGAGGAGAGGAGAAGGAGGAGGAUCCUGAUGCAGCGAAGAAAGAGGAGGAGCGACAGGAGGCGCUGAGGCAGCAGGAGGAGGAGAGGAAGGCCAAAUAUUCCAAGAUGGAGGCAGAGAGGGAAAAUAUUAGGCAAGGCAUCAGGGACAAGUAUGGCUUGAAAAAGCGUGAGGAGGCCGAGGCCGAGGCAGCAGCCGUAGAAGAGCCUGCUGCUGGCAGCUUGACCCGGCCUAAGAAAGCUGUGCCGGCCGGCUGCGGUGACGAGGAAGAGGAGGAAAGUAUCAUGGACACAGUGAUGAAAUACCUGCCAGGCCCUCUGCAAGAUAUGCUGAAGAAGUAGGCUAGCUAGCUAGCUAAUGCUAACAUUAUCUUGCUUAGUUCAUAGGCUACAUUGACAUGGUUGGCUUUAAUCCAGGUUUGUUUUCCAUCCACAUGUACUGUAAGAGCAAAAAAAUGAAGUAAGCGCUGUUAGUGUUCAGACAAAUCAAAGUUUUAUGGUGAGGAAAUCAGCCGUGAAGCAGCCGUUGUUAAGAGUAGCCUUUAGACUAAGCUGGCUAACCCAUUUGGCCAGGUGAACGUUAGCUUGACUGAUGUUAACGUUAGCUAUGUUACACUUAGGAAGCUAACAGCAAGCAGUGGGGCUAAAGACACAAUACUCAACAGUUUCGUCUUCCUAUUCCGAGAAAUUUUAGACUCCUUUUUCUCUCUCUCUUCUCUGCCGUAGCUGCAAAGUUGUCUGUGAAAUAGUAUCACCACAGUCACUCAAUUUGUACAUAAAUUAAUUAACACGUAAAGCCCCAAAUGUGGGCAAACAAUCAUAAAAUAUUAUAUGAAAUUACAUUAACUGUGUGUCUGUCUCUAAAAUAUCAAAAAUAUGUGAUAACUUGAUAAGCCAUAUUUUAAUGAGGAAAUUUAAAGACUACUGUUGUGUGCUCCUAAAACUACUGUUUUGUGUUCGACCAUGUCUGAAAUUUAUGUAAAGCCUUUUGCACACAUUGUUACACAUUCACUGUAAAACUUGUUGUCUAUCCACUUGACACUCCUACAGUGCCCAAACAUCAAAUUGUAAUAACAUUCAUGUAGUGUAGUGUUAAAAAAAAUGUUUCUAUUCCCCUGUUCUGUACGUUUCCUUCUUGUCUUGCAUGCCAUUUGUCUGGACAAGUGUGUUGUGUGACUAUGUACAAACCCCACGUCCCUUCGUCCUCUUUAUCAUGCAAAAAAAGAAGAAAAAAAAAAGAAAUAUUAAGGCAAUAAAUCCUAGGUUUGAGUGUUUUCACUACUUUGUUGAUAUAAGCAUUAAUAAUAUUAGUGAUAAAAAAAAAAUUACACAUAUGCCUCCAGGAAAUGUAAUUUACAGAGUUGCAGGGUUUUCUGUUUUGUUUGUGUUGAUCAUGAAUGAUCAUGUAGCCGUUCGUUCAACACGACUCUUUCAGCCAUAACUACAAAGCUUACAGUAUAUACUAUAACUAUCAGGAUGAGGGAAAUGUGGAAAGAAACUGAAAGUAUACAUUUAAGUAUGUGUUAAGAUUUUAAAGCUGCAUUAAACAGCAUUAACUAUGAAGGUAAAUCUGGAUUUCUGAUCAUGAGAAAGAGAUCGUUUUCCCUCAGUACACAAACAUGCACAUGGGCACUCGCGCAAACAAAGUGAAUAAUUUAGUCUGGCUUUUGAUUGAGUUACACUGGAAAACCAGGUUUGUUUUUUUUUUUUUUUUAAACAAACAAAAAAACAACAAUGUGAAAACGUGCUCCAUUUGUUUGUGGUGAUUGCUGGUUUAAGAGUGAUAAUUAAAACACUGAAGGUGACGUGGAAUGCCAUGAGCAAUAAAGGAUUAUCAUGUAUAUUUCUGCCUGAUAUUCAAUAAAAACUUAAAAUCUUG